CUUUGUCAUCGCGCGUCGCCCCUUCUUCCCUCGGCGGCGGUCUGCGGCCGCGCUGGGUUUGGCUUUUUGUCGCGCAUUGUUUGCUUCUGCCUCGCCGACGGCUUGCUCUGGCAGGUGGCAGCUUCGAUAUUGGUCAUGGUGGGGUGAGCGAAGAGAGUGGCUUGUCUUGUAAUUCUGUCUGGUUGGGCAAAGCCGACUGGUUUUCUCUUCGUACGCAGAAUUCCAAGCGGUUUAUAUACGGAGAAGGGUGCCUUCCCAAUUUUUGCCACUCUUUUCUUCUUUAUUCCUCGAAGUUAUUUAUAUAUGUUCCUUUUUUCUCGCCAAUUCUCUUGGGUGCUUAAUUUUGCUGAAUAGAAACUGUUUUUUAUUUUUAAACUGAUUUCUGGUUUGACUUCGACCGAAUAAUUGCUUUUGUUUUACCAAGUCAAUAAUUGAUUAGUUUAUGUUUUGCUUUUUAUGGUACUCGCACUCUUGCUCUGAUUUUGUUUACUCUGGGCUGCUUAAGGUCGUUGGUUGCUGCUUUAAUUUUCUUUUUACUUCACAACACACACACAAGAAAGGCAUGAUAUCGAUGGUGACGUCUCUGCAUUUCUUGUACUCACGUUUUGCGCCUCUUUAGUUGUCAAAAAGUGCUCAGUCACGGGAUUCGGGUGGAAAACCUUUUUGAAUCGUUUGGGAACCAGCGAGUUCUUUAGUUACGGCUGGUGGUAUGCAUGUGUCUUCCUAGGGUAGCUUUUGAUUUGCCUAUGGUGGUAUGAUUGAUCAGUUUUUCUUCAGAGCUCCUUUUCGAAAGAUAAUGAUCUACUAUCCUGGGAGACUUUUCUCAUAAUUCUCGUUGUCUACUCUGCAUGGGUUUCCCCAUUUGAGUUUGGAUUCAUUCGGAAGCCAACAGGCGGCCUAGCUAUAGUGGACAAUGUUGUGAAUGCGUUCUUUGCAGUGGACAUCAUUCUUACCUUCUUUGUAGCUUAUUUGGAUAGAAUGACAUACUUGCUUGAAGAUGAUCCAAAGAGGAUAGCUUGGCGGUAUACUACUAGUUGGUUUGUUCUUGAUGUCGCCUCCACCAUCCCAACAGAAUUUGCUCGGAAGAUACUACCUCCGAACCUCAGGUCGUAUGGAUUUUUCAACAUGCUUCGUCUAUGGCGUCUCCGUAGGGUCAGCUCUCUCUUUGCUAGAUUGGAGAAGGAUAGACACUUCAAUUACUUCUGGGUUCGAUGUGCAAAGCUCAUAUGUGUCACACUUUUUGCAGUCCACUGUUCGGCAUGCUUCUACUAUCUUCUUGCUGAUAGGUAUCCUGACCCAAGUGACACGUGGAUUGGCAAUUCAAUGCCAGAUUUUCAUCAUCGUAGCUUGUGGAUUCGCUAUGUAACAUCAAUGUAUUGGUCAAUCACUACUCUCACCACUGUGGGUUAUGGUGAUUUGCAUGCGGAGAACACAAGGGAAAUGAUAUUCAACAUUUUCUACAUGCUAUUCAACCUUGGAUUGACUGCCUAUUUGAUCGGAAAUAUGACCAAUCUGGUUGUCCAUGGCACCAGCCGUACUCGAAAAUAUAGAGAUACAAUUCAAGCAGCAACCAGCUUUGCACUAAGGAAUCAGCUACCACCCCGACUGCAAGAUCAGAUGAUCUCACAUCUUAGCUUGAAGUUCAGAACAGAUUCAGAAGGCCUUCAACAACAAGAGACCCUUGAUGCGCUUCCUAAGGCUAUCAGAUCCAGCAUUUCUCAGUAUCUGUUUUUUAAUCUUGUCCAAAAGGUUUACUUGUUUGAAGGGGUGUCAAACGACCUUAUUUUUCAACUGGUUUCUGAGAUGAAAGCUGAAUAUUUUCCACCUAGGGAAGAUGUGAUUCUGCAGAAUGAAGCGCCCACUGACUUCUACAUUCUAGUUUCUGGUAGUGCGGAGUUAAUAGAGUCACAAAAUGGUGCAGAACAGGUGGCUGGAGUGGCUAAGUCAGGAGAUGUCGUUGGAGAAAUUGGGCUUCUUUGCUACAGGCCUCAACUAUUCACAGUUCGAACAAAAUCCUUAUGCCAGCUCCUCCGUAUGAAUCGCACUGCCUUUCUCAGCAUUGUGCAAUCCAAUGUUGGAGAUGGAACAGUAAUAAUGAACAACCUUAUUCAGUUACUAAAACAGCAGAAAGACAGCAGUGUAAUGGUGGGCGUUCUGAAGGAGAUUGAGAACAUGCUAGCACGGGGUCGUUUGGAUUUGCCAAUCACCCUCUGCUUUGCGGUAACAAGAGGGGAUGACCUUUUGUUGCAUCAACUUCUGAAACGUGGUUUAGAUCCAAAUGAAUCAGAUAAUAAUGGGCACACUGCACUGCAUAUAGCUGCUUCCAAAGGAAAUGAGCAAUGUGUCAAGCUUCUUCUAGAGUAUGGAGCUGAUCCAAAUGCUAGGGACUAUGAAGGAAAAGUGCCGUUAUGGGAGGCUUUGUGUGAAAAGCAUGAUGCAGUAGUAGAGUUGCUAGUUGAGAGCGGGGCAGAUCUAUCUUCUGGAGACACGGCCUUGUAUGCUUGUGUCGCUGUCGAGGACAAUAACACUGAGCUUCUUAAGGAUAUUAUCCGUUAUGGUGGCGACAUAAACAGAUCAACGAGAGAUGGAACCACUCCACUGCACCGUGCUGUCUGCGACGGAAAUGUUCAGAUGGUUGAACUUUUGCUGGAACAUGGAGCUGACAUUGAUAAGCAGGACAACAAUGGCUGGAGUCCAAGAGAUCUAGCUGAACAACAAGGCCACGACGAUAUACAGGUCCUAUUUAAGAGUAAAUCACGGCUAGCACCAAGUCGCUGUGUCUCGAAUAGCAGGGUGGCACCUCUGCUGAUUGGGAGGUUCAACAGUGAGCCCUCGAUGCUAAACAUGGACCAUGAAAAUGCCGAAGUACGCAGAAAAGUUGUUCCACAGAAGCUCCUCAGAAAGAGGGUCAGUUUCCAGAACUCCCUUUUCGGUGUCAUUUCUGCAUCCCACGCCCAUCAGGACACUGGUCUGCUGUCGAGAGACAUUGCAGCGACAGGUAGUCCUAGCAGUUGUCGUCACGAGUCCCUCAUCAGGGUGACAAUUAGCUGCCCCGAGAAGGGGAACGCUGCCGGGAAGCUCGUGCUCCUACCACGGUCGAUGAAGGAGCUCCUCGAACUAGGGGCAAAGAAGUUCGGCUUCAUGCCUAGCAAGGUCCUGACGAUUGAGGGUGCUGAGAUUGAUGAGGUGGAGCUUAUCAGAGAUGGUGAUCAUAUUUUUCUCGUCAGUGAUGACUGGGUGCCAAAUGUUGCGCAAGUAAGACCUGACAACAAGUGAGCAAGGCAGCAAGCUGUGCUCUACUUGCAAAUUCACGGUAGAGGAAAAUAUGACCUUGUUUCACAAGCUGGGCGAUUGGAAAAUAAUGUUUAAAGGCGUCAAUGAAGUUCUUCCAACUGAAGAACUGGCGAGGAUGUGGCGGUAUGCCCACCUUGUAAAGUUUAACCAUGAUAGUUUUGGUCCAGCUUGGAAAAGAAAUUGUAGUCAGCUGGUCCGGUAGUCUGUAGUUCUCUCAUUUGAAGAGUAGGGGUCGAGAAAAUGUAAGUAGUGUUGACCUGUUUCAGAUUAUUAUUCAGUUUUACAUGAUUCUUUUUUUUUCUUUUUGUUCUUGAGAUCAAGCUUUCCCUGAAACCGACAAAUAUAAGUGAGUUGUGAAUUUAUGAGAUAA
This is a messenger RNA of Panicum virgatum (switchgrass), 3664 nucleotides long. Its product is annotated as potassium channel AKT1-like. Gene Ontology annotation, molecular function: protein binding; voltage-gated potassium channel activity. Gene Ontology annotation, cellular component: membrane. NCBI's taxonomy places the organism in Eukaryota, Viridiplantae, Streptophyta, Magnoliopsida, Poales, Poaceae. The record is from RefSeq and is a predicted model, not a curated record. Gene Ontology annotation, biological process: potassium ion transport; transmembrane transport. Bases 979 to 3276 code for a protein of 765 amino acids. The transcript is spliced from 11 exons.